Centropristis striata (black sea bass) is the source of this 1406-nucleotide messenger RNA. RefSeq names its product CLN5 intracellular trafficking protein (gene cln5). NCBI's taxonomy places the organism in Eukaryota, Metazoa, Chordata, Actinopteri, Perciformes, Serranidae. The record is from RefSeq and is a predicted model, not a curated record. Bases 95 to 1090 code for a protein of 331 amino acids. The transcript has 4 exons. Gene Ontology annotation, biological process: lysosome organization. Gene Ontology annotation, molecular function: hydrolase activity, acting on glycosyl bonds. Gene Ontology annotation, cellular component: lysosomal membrane; lysosome.
ACCAGUGAUGAGGAAGUGUGUUCAGAGGGGAAGGAUCAUGGGAGAGCUGUCUCCGUAACUUAAUCUCUUUUUUGUCAGUUUUUGAGACUUCAUCAUGACUCACAGGGAGGCUGCUGUGUGUUUAAACCUGCUCCUGUUUCUUCAUGUUGGUGCUCAGCUGUGGAGGAGUCAUGGAAAGCAGCAGUGGCCCGUCCCCUACAGACGGUUUGAUAGUCGUCCUGCAGCAGACUCUUACUGUGAAGCUCUCUACCCGUUCUGUCCCACUGGAGACAGAGAUGGACGCAUUCCCUACAUGAGAGACAGCGACGUCAUCUCCGUUUACCGACUGCAAACACCCGUGUGGGAAUUCAAGUAUGGAGAUUUGAUGGGGAAAUUUCACAUCAUGCACGAUGCCAUCGGCUUCAGCAGUUCAGAAACAGGGGCCAACUACACCAUGGAGUGGUACGAGCUGUUUCAGCUGGGUAACUGCACCUUCCCUCACCUCAGACCUGAAGUCUACGCACCUUUCUGGUGCAACCAGGGAGCUGCCUGCUUCUUCGAAGGCAUCGAUGACUUACACUGGUCACAAAACGGCACCUUGGAGAAAAUAGGAGAACUUACAGGGAACCAGUUCAAUGACAUGGCCCAUUGGGUCCAGGACGACAACGAGACGGGGAUCUACUACGAAACCUGGACAGUUCUCUCCGACCCCGGGCCUAACGCCACGGUGUGGUUCGAGUCCUACGACUGCUCCCAGUUCGUCCACCGCACAUACAGGAAACUGACUGAACUGGGAGCCAAACUCUCCAGCCGAUCACAAACCAACUACACCAAGAUCUAUCUGUACAGCGGGGAGCCCACAUUCCUCGGCAACGACAGCGACAUCUUCGGACAGCCCGCUCUGAAGAACCUGGCAGCGGACAUCCUUAAAUUUUACCACACAUUCAGACCGCACCAAUCAUUUGUAGACGCUUUCAUCAGCCUGCUGGAGGCUUAUAAAGAGGUGGUGCUGGACAAGAGCUUCUACCUCUACUACAACUUUGAGUACUGGCAUCUGCCAAUGAAGCCUCCCUAUGUGCAGAUUACAUAUGAAGAGGUACCUUUGCCUUAACAUAAAACUUUUAUUAGUGUUUACAUCAAGUGCUGCAACACAUAAUUAUUUUUCUUUUUUUAAUUUAAGCAAUUGCUCAAAAGCCAAAGAUAUUAACAGUAAUAAGAAACAAAUCCUCACAUGCAUUUCUUUUUUUCUGCAAAUCUUGGGCCAACAUGGAUUCAGUGCUCAGAAAAACAUUUUAAAAUUUUACUUGUAGAAUUAAAUUACAACUAGGCACUCUGUCACCUUAUCAUGGGAUACAAUCAAAAGCUAGAAACAGCUGCUAAAUUAACCAUGCGAAAAUAUUUUUGAUUGAAUAAAAUUAUAAAAAGUG